Jaculus jaculus (lesser Egyptian jerboa) is the source of this 12622-nucleotide messenger RNA. It is a transcript of the gene Taok1, whose product is annotated as TAO kinase 1. The record is from RefSeq and is a predicted model, not a curated record. Gene Ontology annotation, biological process: execution phase of apoptosis; protein phosphorylation. The transcript has 21 exons. Gene Ontology annotation, molecular function: ATP binding; protein kinase activity. Bases 464 to 3469 code for a protein of 1001 amino acids. Lineage: Eukaryota; Metazoa; Chordata; Mammalia; Rodentia; Dipodidae.
UCUUAGCUGAGCCGGAGGGUUUGAGGGCGCCUCCUCGACCCCGGUCGUCCCUUCACUCCCCCCCCCCCCCAGGCCCCUUGUCGCAGAGCUUGGGCUAGGCGGCUGGCUGGGGCUGGGGGGGGGGGACGGUCAGUCGCCGGGCCCCCUCCUCCUCCGGACUCCUUUGCUGUCGGGCGUAGCGGCCACCGGAGCGCCCCGUGUGUGUGUGUGUGUGUAGGGGGCUGCUGCUUACUGCCUACUCUGCCCUAGACCUGUCGGCGAAAGGCCUUCAAGUGCUGGAUAGAGGGCUUGCACCACCAACCUUGCUUCUCUGUCCUUUGGAUGUUCAUUUCAACUCAAGUAAACACUAUCAACUGAGGCUAGUCUUGAGUAGUUUAUGCCAGUGUGGCUUCAUUUAUACAGAUGAACCAAGCAUUGGGAUAGCAGUAUAAAAUUAGAAUCAGACAGCUGAUUGCCCAGCAGGAUGCCAUCAACUAAUAGAGCGGGCAGUCUAAAGGACCCUGAAAUUGCAGAGCUCUUCUUCAAAGAAGAUCCAGAAAAGCUCUUCACAGACCUCAGAGAAAUUGGCCAUGGAAGCUUUGGAGCAGUAUAUUUUGCACGAGAUGUACGUACCAAUGAAGUGGUGGCCAUCAAGAAAAUGUCUUAUAGCGGAAAGCAGUCUACUGAGAAAUGGCAGGAUAUUAUUAAGGAAGUCAAAUUUCUACAAAGAAUAAAACAUCCCAACAGUAUAGAAUAUAAAGGCUGUUAUUUACGUGAACACACAGCAUGGCUUGUAAUGGAAUAUUGUUUGGGAUCUGCUUCAGAUUUACUAGAAGUUCACAAAAAACCAUUACAAGAAAUGGAAAUAGCAGCAAUUACACAUGGUGCUCUCCAGGGAUUAGCCUACUUACAUUCUCAUACCAUGAUCCAUAGAGAUAUCAAAGCAGGAAAUAUCCUUCUGACAGAACCAGGCCAAGUGAAACUUGCUGACUUUGGAUCUGCUUCCAUGGCAUCCCCUGCCAAUUCUUUUGUGGGAACACCAUAUUGGAUGGCCCCAGAAGUGAUUUUGGCCAUGGAUGAAGGGCAAUAUGAUGGCAAAGUUGAUGUGUGGUCUCUUGGAAUAACAUGUAUUGAGCUAGCGGAAAGAAAGCCUCCUUUAUUUAAUAUGAAUGCAAUGAGUGCCUUAUAUCACAUAGCCCAAAAUGAAUCCCCUACACUGCAAUCUAAUGAAUGGUCUGAUUAUUUUCGCAACUUUGUAGAUUCUUGCCUCCAGAAAAUCCCUCAAGAUCGUCCUACAUCAGAGGAACUUUUAAAGCACAUGUUUGUUCUUCGGGAGCGCCCUGAAACAGUGUUAAUAGACCUUAUUCAGAGGACAAAGGAUGCGGUAAGAGAGCUGGACAAUCUGCAGUAUCGAAAAAUGAAGAAACUCCUUUUCCAGGAGGCACAUAAUGGACCUGCAGUAGAAGCACAGGAAGAAGAAGAGGAACAAGAUCAUGGUGUUGGCCGGACAGGAACAGUGAAUAGUGUUGGAAGUAAUCAGUCUAUUCCUAGUAUGUCUAUCAGCGCCAGCAGCCAAAGCAGUAGUGUUAACAGUCUUCCAGAUGCCUCAGAUGACAAGAGUGAACUAGACAUGAUGGAAGGAGACCAUACAGUGAUGUCUAACAGUUCUGUCAUCCACUUAAAACCUGAGGAGGAAAAUUAUAGAGAAGAAGGUGAUCCUAGAACAAGAGCAUCAGACCCACAGUCUCCACCUCAAGUAUCUCGUCACAAAUCACACUAUCGUAAUCGAGAACACUUUGCAACUAUACGGACAGCAUCACUGGUUACAAGGCAAAUGCAAGAGCAUGAACAAGACUCUGAGCUUAGAGAACAGAUGUCUGGCUAUAAGCGAAUGAGGCGGCAACAUCAAAAGCAAUUGAUGACUCUGGAAAAUAAACUAAAGGCUGAGAUGGAUGAACACCGCCUCAGAUUAGACAAAGAUCUUGAAACUCAGCGUAACAAUUUUGCUGCAGAAAUGGAAAAACUUAUCAAGAAACAUCAAGCGGCUAUGGAAAAAGAGGCUAAAGUGAUGGCCAAUGAGGAGAAAAAAUUCCAGCAACAUAUUCAGGCCCAACAGAAGAAAGAACUGAAUAGCUUUUUGGAGUCCCAGAAAAGAGAAUAUAAACUUCGAAAAGAGCAGCUUAAAGAGGAGUUAAAUGAAAACCAGAGCACUCCUAAAAAAGAAAAGCAAGAGUGGCUUUCAAAACAGAAAGAGAAUAUACAGCAUUUCCAGGCAGAAGAAGAAGCUAACCUCCUUAGACGUCAGAGACAAUACCUAGAGCUUGAAUGCCGUCGCUUCAAAAGAAGAAUGUUACUUGGCCGUCAUAACUUGGAGCAGGACCUUGUCAGAGAGGAAUUAAAUAAAAGGCAGACUCAGAAGGACUUAGAGCAUGCCAUGCUACUUCGACAGCAUGAAUCCAUGCAAGAACUGGAGUUCCGCCACCUCAACACAAUUCAAAAGAUGCGCUGUGAGUUGAUCCGAUUGCAGCAUCAAACUGAGCUCACAAACCAGCUGGAAUACAAUAAGCGAAGGGAGCGAGAACUGAGGCGAAAACAUGUCAUGGAGGUUCGACAACAGCCUAAGAGUUUGAAGUCUAAAGAGCUCCAAAUAAAAAAGCAGUUUCAGGAUACCUGCAAAAUCCAAACCAGACAGUACAAAGCAUUAAGAAAUCACCUGCUGGAGACUACGCCAAAGAGUGAACACAAAGCUGUUCUGAAAAGGCUUAAGGAGGAACAGACUCGGAAGUUAGCCAUCUUGGCUGAGCAGUAUGAUCACAGCAUUAAUGAAAUGCUGUCUACACAAGCCUUGCGUUUGGAUGAAGCACAGGAAGCAGAGUGCCAGGUUUUGAAGAUGCAGCUGCAGCAGGAGCUGGAGCUACUGAAUGCAUAUCAAAGCAAAAUCAAGAUGCAGGCAGAGGCACAACAUGAUCGAGAGCUCCGAGAGCUCGAACAGAGGGUCUCCCUUCGUAGAGCACUCUUAGAACAAAAGAUUGAAGAAGAGAUGUUGGCUUUGCAAAAUGAACGAACAGAAAGAAUACGAAGCCUGCUAGAGCGUCAAGCCAGAGAAAUUGAAGCUUUUGACUCUGAAAGCAUGAGGCUAGGUUUUAGUAACAUGGUCCUUUCUAAUCUUUCCCCUGAGGCAUUCAGCCACAGCUAUCCAGGAGCUUCUGGUUGGUCUCACAAUCCUACUGGGGGUCCAGGACCUCACUGGGGUCAUCCCAUGGGUGGCCCACCACAAGCUUGGGGCCAUCCAAUGCAAGGUGGACCCCAGCCAUGGGGUCAUCCCUCAGGGCCAAUGCAAGGGGUACCUCGAGGUAGCAGUAUGGGAGUCCGCAAUAGCCCCCAGGCUCUGAGGCGGACAGCUUCCGGGGGACGGACGGAGCAGGGCAUGAGCAGAAGCACGAGUGUCACUUCACAAAUAUCCAAUGGGUCACACAUGUCUUAUACAUAACUUAAUAAUUGAAAGUGGCAAUUCUGCUGGAGCUGUCUGCCAAAAGAAACUGCCUACAGACAUCAUCACAGCAGCCUCCUCACUUGGGUACUACAGUGUGGAAGCUGAGUGCAUAUGGUAUAUUUUCAUUCAUUUUUGUAAAACAUUCUGUUUUGUGUUUACUAAUUGGGAUGUCAUAGUAUUUGGCUACCGGGUUUUUGUGGUUGGUUUUUUGGUUUGUUUUUGUUUCUUAACUUUUGGGGAAAUUUUGAGAAGGGAGUUGUCUCAUGCAUGUGGCAAAAAGAAAUUGGAUCAAUAGCAGGGUUAUUUUCUGAACAGUAUAAAAAUAAAAUGCAGCAAAGUGACUUGAAUCAUCACUUUAGGGUGUCCCUGUCCUAAGAAUGUAAGAAUAACUAAAUCCUUCCUCCAUAUUUUGGAUUUCAUGAGCCACUCACUGUCAGCAGGCAGCAUAUGCUGAAAUAUGUUAUUACUGAAACAUGCACUCACCCCUCACCAGUGUAUCUUGAUUUUGAUUAAAUUGGUCUGAUUUCUCAGCCUCUUUUGAAGUUAAAAAGAAAAAAAUAGAAACCUGCAAACUUUUAAAAUUGUAUUGACAUUUGAAAUGUUAGAAAACUAUGGAGUCCCUUUUUCUGUGUGCUUCACAAGUUGGUCAGGAUUUUCGUCAAUUGAGUUUUGCCUUCUUUAGGUCACAGUAAGAUGGAGUUGCGUAAGGAGAUCACAAGCUCUAUGGGGGUUGCAUUGACAAGCCUGUUGAGUUUGCAAAGGGGAAAACUAGCAGGGUGAGAUGGGCCCCUGAAAGUCUAUGCCAUAGGUAUGUCCAGCAGCAGAGUGAGGAGAUAAAGCCUAUAUAUUUUCUUGCUUAUACUGUGAUAUUUCAUCCUAGCUAAAGCAUUAUUUUUGUUCCCUCCCCCAUCAAAGACACAUAGCCAAUACAAAUCAAAUGCCAGAGGUAUUUGAAUGAUGCCAUACUUGUGAGCUGCCAUCUAUUAGAAUACUCAUCACACUACAUAGACAUAAUUUGAUUAUACCUUUUGGCUUAUGGGAUUUCCUGUUUACAAUUAGAAUAGUCAGUUAUUUAAAUAUUUAGUUGCCAUAGUGAACCAGGAGUCACUGAGCCAAUGACUACCAGCUGCUGACUAAUCUUCACCACUGUAGAUUUUGCUGCAUGUGCAGGCCCUCUGUUUUUUGUUGCUGCAGUACUUUACAAACUUCUAGUUCAUUGAGACUUAGUGACCAUUUGGAUUCAUGUUAACAUCACACCAUAGGAAAUAUCACUUCAAAAAGUCUCAAGCCUUAGUGCUAAAGUACUACUGAAAAGGGAACUAGGAAGUUUGGCAGAUGGAAAAACAAAAAGCAAACAAGAAAAUGUAAACAUGUGUUAUUGUGGUCAGAGACCAUGAACAUUUUGGGGGAUGGGAGGGUGUUUUGUUUUGUUUUGUUUUGUUUUGUUUUGUUUUGUUUUGUUUUGUUUUGUUUGUUUUACAAUGAAGGAUCAACCCAAUGUUACAAGUCAGGUGGGGUGUUACUUGGCAUUGCUUGUGUGGAAGCUGUGUGAGAAGGGGGUGGGGUUGUGAAUAUGACUUGAAGGAAGAAAAUGUCUUUUUCAGUGACAGAUCUGAGUUUUGUGCAAGUUUUGUCCUGCGCCCUUUCCAGUUGUCUUGAAGAGCUCUUGCUGCUAACUCUGGAUCCUGCUUUUCAUGUAUAGGGCUCCAAGAUAAGAAUUUCCAGGCCUCUCAUAAUAGUACUGUUCAUUGAGAGCAAACUAAUGACCAAAUUAUAAUCUAUCACUGUUGAAUUCUUGGUUGUCUCUCCCCCAUUUUAAGUCUUUCUUAGGUAUGUCCUUCCAUGUUCCAUGAAUCCUUCCCCUUAGGAGUUUCUGACAUUGAUUUGAAGGUAACUAGAAAUUAAUGUUUUCUUUCAUGUAAAGCCUUUAAAAAGCAAGAUAACAGAUCACAGUGAAGAUCACACAUGCUUGUAGACAUACUUUCAAGUAACACUGAUAUCUUGCCGUCUUAGACAUUCUCUGGAUCAGUUUUUGGAUAAAUAUAUAUAUUUGUCAUUUAACGAAAGGUCUUUUCUUUUAGUCUUCUCUCCAGCUUUUUUGCAUUCAAAUAUACAGUGUUUCAAGCACAUUGUGAAUUCUACCUGUUUGGAGAAAAAUAAGGGACAGUUUUAGAAAUUACUAAGAUGUCCAAAAAUAUGACAAAAUGUAAUACCUUUUAAAAACAUUCUUUGUGGUUCUGGCCCCUGUCUACUACUGGAGGGGUGGGAUAGGGAGGCAGAUCAGGUUUGGAUACAUGUUUUUUAAUCUUACUCUUUUUUUAAUUUAUUUUAUUUCCAGGGAUAUACAUUAAUAAAGUCCAUUUGUGAGCUUCAGUUAGUGAAAUUGAGUCACUAAAUCCAUUCAGAUCAUAUGUAUUCAUAAAAGUGUGAUUGAAAACUGACUUGAGUAUCUGUCCAGUAGGGGUUUGUAUGUAAUCAUAAUUGUAUGGCACUCAUACCUAGAUUACACCAUCAAGUUAAUUUUAAUUAAAAUAUAUGUAGUUUGUAAAAAUGAUUCAAAUUAAUUGGUUUGAGAGCAAUAUAACUUCUAAGGAAUAUCAUAUGUAACAAAAAUCACAGCGUAAAAGCUGGUAGCAGGAAAGUUUGAAAGGUUUUUAGAUAUCUUAAGGAAAGAGCAAGCUCUUUCUGAAUCUGUGGAAAUGUCACCAUUGGAUCAAAUUAAUACUACCUCCUCUCCAGUUGUUGGUGUUCACUUACUGUAUAUGCGUUUAAAAAAGUAAAAGUAUGGGAAAUUUGUGCAGCAUAUCAGAAGUGUUAAGUGCUGUAUCUAGUGUCUGGAGUGUGAGUUUCUUGUGCUUGUCCAUUCCUUUUUUGGUUAGCUUUUCAAUUUUUUUAAAUUUUUAUUUAUUUUUAUUUUUUUCAAGGUAGGGUCUCACUUUAGCCCAGGCUGACCUGCCAUUCACUCUGUAGUCCCAGGCUGGCCUUAAACUCAAAGUGGUCCUCCUACCUAGGCCUCCAGAGUGCUGGAAUUAAAGGUAUGUGCCACCACACCUGGCCCUUGGUUAGCAUUUUUAAAAAUGUAAAGCCUCAUUUAUUGAGGCAUUUUAUUCCUGAUUAGAUAGAUCCUUUUCAUUUUUUCCCUCCCCUUUUAAUUAUUCCUCUACCUAGAGAUGGAUAGUGCUGUAUUUGAAGCCCCACCUACAGGUAUAAUAUGCUUACUAUAUGUCAAGGACUUAGUGGUAAAUUGAAUCUCUCACAUAGUCAUGAGUUUUCAGCUGCUUGGACAUCAACUAAACACCAUUCACAACACUAACGAAACUGUCCUGGAGAUUCCCUUUUACUACCAUCAAUUUUUCUACACCUGCUUUUCAAAAAUUGAAAACUAUGGUUUUUUUCUGAUCAUAAGGCAGAGAUUAGUAACUUUUUGCUUCUGUAAAUGUCUAGCGUUUUAAGCAUUUUUGAAGACAUUUGUGUUGGACACUGGAAUAAUAUGAUUUAUUUUCACCUGUGAAAAAUGACUUCAUUGUACUUGAAACACCUCCUUUGCAUUUCUCUGCUUGUGCCAUUCACUAGUGGAAAUAAAUUGUAUUAUACCAUGAUCUACUGGCUUUUAAAAACUGUUACAUAUGCACAUUUUGGUAUAGCUUUUAUCAUUUGUAUGUAUAUAUUGUGUAUACAUAUGAGUGUCUAUAUGUGUGUAUAGAUGGAUGGGUGUAACUCAUGCUGUACAUUUCCACCAGGGUACUUAAGGUUCUGGUGUUUCUGUUUGGUUUUGUUAUUUCAAUCCUCAGUUAAGGCAAGAUUGCAUGUGUUUAAAGUUAAUGCUCCAAGUUGAUAUUUAUGAGAAGGUGAUUAUUAGAUAAGUCUUUUAAAAUUCCCUUCUUAGCAUUUGUGUGAGUGAAGUGAAAGUUAAGUAAAACAUGAAACUAUAAAUUGCAAUGCAGUGAUACUGUGCUAAGAAAGCAAUCAGUUUGUGUUUCUGUGAGUUUGUGUCAUGAUUCAAUAAAAGGUAAAUGAUGCAGAGAGAUAUGAACCAUGAAAAAUAACACUGGUGGUGAUUGCUCUGCAGAGAUAAAAAGAACCAAUGAAUCAAAUAGUCUCGAUGUACUUUCUGUAUGUAUUUCUCAGUCAUGAUAGCAUUGAUCCUCUCCUGUUUGACUCCUUUAAUAUUUUGCUGAGGAUCAAAAAAGCCAAGAGAAAAAGGAAAUUACAUCUAAAGUAUUUAAGUUUCUUCUAAACUAUAAAAUCAACAGGAAAUGGCCACUGGGAGAGAAGAGUGUAGCAUUGGUUUGAGAGGCUUUCUCCACCUGGUUGCCUAUCUUGCUAGCUCAUAGUAUGUUCUACACUUUCUAUCCCUUGUAGCCUCUGCUAUUGAAGCAGAGAUUUGGCUGAACACAGCAACCUUAGUUCUUUAUCCUACCCUACCCUUCCCUCUCCUCUCACCUCCUUUCCCUUGCCCUCUUCUCUGCUUUCCUCUUUCUUUUGAGACAGGGUCUUGUUAUGUGAUCCUGGCUGUCUAGUAAUCACUACAUAAUCCAGGCUGUUCUUGAGCUCAUGGCAAUCCCCUGCCUCAGCCUUGCAAGUGCUGGGAUUACAGGUAUGUGCCACCACACAGCCACAGCAACAAUUUCCUUGAAGAUUUUAUAGUUUCACAUCUUGUACCAUGCUCAAAAUGUUUAGUGGCCUAACUGAGAAAUAAUAUAUUGAAGGUUUGUUAAGUGUCGAUCUUCUAUGGUGAUGGAAGAGGAACUUCUUGUUUCUUUAAUGCUUUCUCAAAGUCAAAACUUGGGCUCGUCUUUGAGCUGCUUAUCAAUAUACAGAUCAUCAUUGGAAGGAAACAAAUAUUUUGACCCCCAACCCCUGCCAUAUAAUAUGAUAGCAUCCCUUCCCCAGCAGCAUUGCAUUUUCAAAAGCACUCCCUCACUCUUAGUUGUUAAGAACUGGAAAUCUCCCAUCCUCUUUCCUUAAAAGAUGAAGAGUAGGCUGUACACUUAGCAUACUUGCCUUUUGUAUGCAAGGACUACUGAUUGAAGUCUGUUUUGCUGUGUCUGCUUAAUGUUGUCUGCACUUUUAUGAAGUCACUACAGUAGAUCUACGUUGGCAAUGACUUUGUAAAAUUUUUAUUAAACACUGUAGAAAAAGAAAGUGAAACUGAGAACUCCUCCUUUUUUGUACACUUAUAUUUUCUACUGAAUGCCGGUAGCCCCUUUAAUGUUGGAUUGACUAAUUUUUGCCUCCACAUAUUCAGAUUUCCAAAGUUUCACUCAUACAAGGUAAAGAAUCCAUUUGGCAAUAGUGUUAGUCUUCAGGUCACAAGAAAUAUACAAAUUGAUAUGCACCUUAUCUAUCUGUUGGGGGUUUCUGAAACUUGCACUUCAUGUCCACCUCAAAAUAGGAAUCUUUUAAAUAAAAGCAGAGAACUUAAACUCCGAAGCCAUGUACUAUGUCAUCAUCUCUGUUAACUGUUUUCUAGCAAUCCAUACCUUGUGAAGUUUCAGAGAUUAUGGUGUGUUUGUGUGUGUGUGUGUGUGUGUGUGUGUGAGAGAGAGAGAGAGAGAGAGAUUGUAUUGGGUUUUUUGUUUUGCUUUGUUUUUAAAUAUACAAGGGAUUCUUUAAAUUGAGAAAAAGAUUAAUCCUUUCCAACAGCAGGAUACUCACUGAAUAUACUAAUCUUAACAUCUGUAGGUAGUUUGCCUUGGAAAAGUGGAGAGAAGGUAAGACUUCUGAAUGGAUUAGAAAGGGUAUCUUGAUACUCAAGAAUUCCUCCCCCCUCCCCCAAGUACGGGUAUUCAGCCUGCACAGUUUUCUUUCACUCAUAGUUUUUAGAAAUUGUGAGUGAAAAAUCAUGUAAUUAGCUGUAAAUAUGUAGCUAACAAAUUGACCUAGUUUCUGUAUUUUUUUGGUUUUGUACUAAGGUUUAUAGGUCUGUGCCAGCUAGAGAGGAGUUGUUGUCAUUGCUAGUUGUGGUUCUAGCAUCUAACCCUGAAACCAUCCGAGGUGAAUUUUUAGAAUUAAUGCUUCGAUGUUGUUAAGCAGGGGGAAUGAAGUUUAAUCCUUGGUCAGGUUUGAAAUCUUGAAGCUAAGUGAUUUUAUUUAAUAUAAUGAUUACAUGUCCUCAAUCAUGAGUGAGGUAUAGGGAGCCUCCCCCAGUGGCCAUGUUUACAGAAGUGUGUUUUGUCUAUAAAGUGCAAGUGUAUUAAUGUUUAUGUAAAUUACACAGGUGAUAACAUUAUGGUUUGGGACUGUUAUGGGCUCUUUAACUGAAUUUUCAAAUGAAAUGAACUAUGCUUAUUGCUGGCACAUUGAUCCCAUUUCUGGAACAUUUUUCCUAUUUCCAGAAUUACAUAUGUUCCUUAGACAUUACCCCCACUUAACCUCCCUUCCUCUGAUAUGCCUUGUAGCUAAGAUAUUAAAGACUGAUGAAUAUAGAUGAGGGAAAUGCAUUUCUUAAAAAUCCAUGAACCCUCAAUUGUAUGCUUUCAGUACUUGUGUUACUUGUUUCUAUGGCAACUUUGAAGUCAGUGGUUUAGAAAUGAGGUACCAUUGUUAAUGAAAAGUAUGUACUCUUUGCUUUUGCAUGGCUUGGCUUAGUAUCCAAGGUAUAUUAGGGCCACUUGAAAGCAUGAAGACCAGUUAUAUGGAAACAGGUUUCUCUCAGUGGCACAUUUUGCUUUUUCUUAGCCCUCAAAUACGUUGCCUCAGCAUGAACAUUGUUGUUACUAUAAAUUGCACAUGGUCUUUGAGUGAAUUAUAUAACUGAAAAAGAUGCAGCUGCCUAAUAUAUUUGCAGUUUUCGGCUGGUCUUUGACCAUUUGGGCGCAUCUCAAGUAAUGGGGUACUAAAACCCUUUUAAACUUUUUUGAGGGGUCAUAAACCAGGUAUAUUUAGUUUGUCAAAACGUUGGCUGAAGCUGGGUUUGGUGGUGCACACCUAUAGUCCCAGCACUAGGGAGGCUGAGGUAAGAGAAUCACUGUAAGUUCAAGGCCAGCCUGGGGCUACAAAAGAGUUCCUGGUCUGUCUGGGCUAUUGUGAGACCCUGCCCUGGGGGAAAAAAAAAGAUGGUGGCUGCCCUUUGGGUGUUGCCAGACAACUGUCUUUUGAUGCCCAUUGUCCUCCCUUGCAUUUCAUACUCUUAUCACCCCUUUUUCCUAACAGCAUUUUUGCCUUUGAAUUCUACAUCAAAAUGGGACUUGUGCCUACUUAGAUUGCCCUUCAGAUGAAAUGUAUAUGUCCCAAAGUAAUCUAAGCCAGAGACACAAGGUGGAAAAACAUUAAAAAAAAAAAAAAAGGGGGGGCCACUUGGCCAGUAAUUAAUCUGACAAGGUAUUUUACCACAUGAUCUUGACACUUGAUAGAUGAGCCUAUUAGGAGUCAAAAGUGGUUUCAUAGAGUAAAAUUCAAGUGAAGAGGAUGUGUGGGGUUUCUAUUAGGAAAUAAUUUUGUUCUUGAUUUACCUUUUACGAUCCUUCUCUGCUAGCUUAGAACAGGUUAAUUCUCCAGAUUUUUUUUAAUUUUUUAGGGAAAUUUUUACAAAAACGAUGGUCUGAUGUAAAUAACAUUUUAAAGAAUAGUGCACAUAACUUCCCUAGACUGUUCAACCUGAUUAUUUGUAAAUGCUUAGAGUUUUUUAAAUUAACACUUGUGUUGCUAAAUCCUAUUUAUGUAACUCUGAAAGUUUUUAACCCACUUAAAACAUUUAAACAAUGGAUGGGUUACUAUAAGCAGUUUAGCUUUGAUAACCCCCUUGUUUUAGUAUACAAAAAGCCUAAUACGCAUUAAUGAGGUUGGAGAGACUAUGAGAAAUAUGUAUAGUGUAUAUUUUAAAACAGCUUUGCUUGUAUUGUGAAGAUUUAAAAACAAACUUGAGAUUUUUAAAGUUAACUAUUAACAGUUUUAACAUAAGUUAUCCCACUGGGUUUAAAAGCAUCUUGAAUGUAUAAUCCUUUUGUAACCCAGGUUGGUUUCUGCUUUUACCAAGUCAUCCAAACAUUAUUUAUAUUUUUAGUUUUAUGUACUUAUUCCUUUUGUUUUCCUCAAGCAGCAUGAUUUUUUUGCACAUGUAGAAAUUUUUAAAAAGAAGGAAAUUAAUACACCAUUUUCUCUGGAUUCUCUUUACUUCUGUCUUUCUUUCUACUAACCUCUUCUUUAAAGGCCAUAGCACUCCAUUUGCAUUAUUUGUGCAAAUGCCAGGGUUGGUUUUUAUUUUUAUUUUUGCUAUUUACCUAAAGAAAAUGCUUCAAUUGCUUUUUUUAUUUAAAAAAAAGAAAAAGAAAAAAGAAAAAAAGCUGUAACCUUAUCAUUUCUGAGUAGACCAUUGAGAGAUGAAUGCACACCUGUCAUUGCCCAGGACCAGCUUUGGUGGCUAAAGGGAAUAUUUUAACUAAGCAAGAUGUUCUGUUCAAAGUGUGGCAUAUGUAUAUCCACAAUCUACUUCAGUUAUUCCCCACAAGUCAGGGGUCCAGAUAAAAUGAGGGUUAUCAGCUAACUGAUAUGUUAUCAUUGAGGUUCAUCAAUGAAUUUGUACAUUUCUAGUUCCCUUUGGUGAAGGGAAAAAUGAUGAUUUUGCAAGACCUAGAUUCUGGCUUGGUUUCUUGCCUCCUUUUUUUGGCAGCCUUCAUCAUCUAAAGCCAUUGAGCCUAUAGGGUUUUCACAAUGGGCAAAGGACUUGUGGUCUUUUAAAACUGAGAUUGAUUUUUUUUUUUUUUUUGGCAAGAGAUUAUAUUGAAAGUGUGGUAUUCUACCACUUUACUAAUAACUAAGCCAGUUCUCUCAAUUUUUGGACCAAACAGACACCCACAAUGGAGGCUUAUCAAGGGUUGUGGUGGGGAAGAAGCCCUCCCUCACCAGCAGCCCAGCUGGUAAGGGUGACUGUGCAGAUGUGCAUUUUCCUUUUGGUAGAAAUGGUCCACAGCACUAACUGGUAAGGCUUACUGUACAGUAUAUUGUCAGUAUUCUGGUUCAGCAUAUCUUAUAGUUGAUAUAUAACUUGUAUUAAUUGUAUAGAUUGUGCAUUUAAAGCUGUUACCAAGUUGUCAGAACAUAAAGAGCGAAAACAGGUCAUAUGUAAUAUUUUGUUUGUAAGUAUCCUUUGUAUCAUAGCAAAGGAAAUGUUUAAAAAAAUCAACUGUAAUAAAGUAAUUUUAGUACACA